Molecule: messenger RNA, 1305 nt
Organism: Theobroma cacao (cacao)
Lineage: Eukaryota; Viridiplantae; Streptophyta; Magnoliopsida; Malvales; Malvaceae
Source: RefSeq, a predicted model, not a curated record
AUGCCUCCUCAUCGAGACCGCGAGCCUAAUCUCGCUGAACUUGUGGCUAGUGCUAGAGUAGUUGGUGCUAGGAGGUCUCGUUAUGAGAGAAUUCCAAUUCCUCUAAGCCAAAAUCAAGAUGAUGUUGAAACAUCAUAUGCUCAGAUGGCCGUUGAAAUUGACCGACCUCUUACAAACCCGAUUGAGGGGACACAAGGUGUUGUGGCUGGACAUGAUGAUAGAGUGUUGAACUUGAUACAGGAGGUGAGUUUAAAGAUAGCCCCUCCUCCUUUCAAGGGUUUCAUAAACUCGGAUGAUGCAGAAUUAUGGAUUGAGGAGAUGGAGAAAGCUUUUGUUGCCAUGCGUUCCAGUGAUCAAGACAAAAUUAUAUUCGCAGUCUAUCUAUUACAAGGAAAUGCACAUAAUUGGUGGAAAGGAGUAACGCGCACUCAUGACAAUGACCCUGAGUUCUUCAAUUGGGAGAAUUUUCGCACUACUUUUUAUGCCAAGUAUUUUCCUCGAAGCAAUCUAUUACAGUUGGAGAGAGAGUUCCUUAAUCUGGUUAAGGGUAGUAUGACAGUGGAUGACUAUGAGGCUGAGUUUGAUCGGUUGUCCAAGUUUGUCACUGCUCUAGUUUCUGACGAUGAGAGUAGGGCCAGGAGGUUCGAAAAUGGUUUGAAUGCUCACAUCCGCAGAGGCUUAGCUCCAUUGCACUUGAUCAGCUACAAUGAAGUGGUUGGUAGGGCAAAAUCCUUAGAUGCUUCUCGAGAUUUUGCUACUUUUAAGGAUAGACUUCCUCUUUGGGGAACUCAAUCGUACCAUGGCAAGACAUCCCAACAAGGGCUUAGGUGUUCAGUGUGUGGUGGAGGACAUCAAGCUACUAAAUAUAGGCGUGUUACUGGUGCUUGUUUUAGAUGUGGCCAAUUGGGCCAUCGUAUUGCUUAUUGUCCUUUAGUCCUCCCAGAAUGUCAAUCUGUGCAGAAGCCACAAAACUCUCGAACCUUUGAAACUACAGCGCAAAGGACUCAGCCCACUCAUGUUGUUCAGACUACGCAAGCACCUUAUUCUAGACAUCAAAAAGUGGGAAGACCUCGCACUCAGGGGCGUGGUUAUGCUAUCACUCAGUCAGAUGUAGAGGCAUCCAACACCGUUGUCUCAGGUACACUGCUAGUUGCCUCAGCUUUUGCUCAUGUGUUGUUUGAUACCAGUGCAUCUCAUUCUUUUGUAUCUGUUGCAUUUGUUCGAAAGUUUGCUUUGCCUUGUAUGCUUCUGGAUUAUGAAUUAUGCGUAGACACUCUAGUUAGAGGUGAAAUUAUGUCAGAUUAG